Polychytrium aggregatum is the source of this 1371-nucleotide messenger RNA. RefSeq lists its product as uncharacterized. Bases 57 to 1100 code for a protein of 347 amino acids. The transcript is spliced from 5 exons. Gene Ontology annotation, molecular function: protein tyrosine phosphatase activator activity; peptidyl-prolyl cis-trans isomerase activity. Gene Ontology annotation, biological process: mitotic spindle organization. Gene Ontology annotation, cellular component: nucleus; protein phosphatase type 2A complex; cytoplasm. The record is from RefSeq and is a predicted model, not a curated record. Lineage: Eukaryota; Fungi; Chytridiomycota; Chytridiomycetes; Polychytriales.
AUUCAUCUAUCGCUGCAUCUCGCUCCCAGUCGACGACCACGUAUCCCUCUCCAGCCAUGGACUAUAUGCCCAAGAUGCCGCCGCCGGGAACAACGCCCCGCCAGGCAGUGCCUAUCACUCUGCCGCCCGAGCCCGUCAACCAGCGUCUGGCCGUGACCCUCGACAGCAACCACACCUUCGAGGUGCCAACGAAGCGCAUCCACACCACCGAGGACGUGGCCGUCUGGCUCAAGUCCGAGGCCUGCGCCCGGUUCGUCGAGUUUGUGCAGGUGCUGAACGUCCAUGUCAAGAACAAGAAGAUCUCGGAUCCGUGCGCCGAGUCCAAGGCUGUGUCGGAUCUUGUUGGCCUGCUUACGACGCUGAGCAUCUGGGUCGACGAGAUCCCGCCGCUGGAGGGCCCAAAACGCUUCGGAAACCGAGCCUUCAAGAUCUGGUACGAGAAGAUGGAGUCGAACGUCUCGACGCUGCUCUUGCCGCUGGUCCCGCCUGCCCUCGACAGGGAUGAGGUUCUCAAGGAGCUCACGCCGUACUUUACGGGCUCGUUUGGGCACUCUGUGCGGCUAGACUAUGGAUCCGGCCACGAGCUCUCGUUUGUGGCAUUCCUGCUGUGUCUCGACAUCCUGCAGGUCGUUGGACCCGACGACUUCCAUGCCCUGGUCACCCGUGUGUUUGUCAAGUAUUUGGAUCUGGUCCGCAAGAUACAGACGACGUACUCGCUCGAGCCCGCGGGUUCGCACGGUGUGUGGGGCCUCGAUGAUCACCAGUUCCUGCCGUACUUUUGGGGCAGCGGCCAGCUUCAGGAUCAUCCCAGACUGCGGCCCAAGUCCAUCAUGCAGGUCGAGCUCGUUGACCACUUUUACAGGGAGUAUCUAUACUUUGGGUGCAUCAAGUUCAUCAACGAGACGAAGCGCGGACCGUUCCACGAGCAUUCGCCACUGCUUUACGAUAUCUCUGGCGUGCCCACCUGGACCAAAGUUAAUAGCGGCAUCCUCAAGAUGUACAUUGCCGAGGUGUUGAUGAAGUUCCCGGUGGUGCAGCAUCUGCCCUUUGGCUCGCUGCUGCCCUUCCGGGAAGCCGAACACCCGAUCCGAUUCAACUAGACUGCGGCGCUCGCGCUCGCAUGGUGGACAUGAACAACAGAAAGGAUCAAGCGAGCUGCGAACACGGACCUUGAAUGUGAUGCGUCGUUCAGCCGCCGUGGUUUCGCAUGGACUCAUCGUCGCAACCGCCUCUAUCGCCAGUCUGGGGCGCUGGGUUUGGAACGGCAUGAGGUCGUGAGAUGGCAAUUCCUGAGCAUGGACAUCUGUGAAUGUGAUGAGUGUUUAUUCGAGAUCCAGUACACGCAUGGACACGGACAAUACAGGAGCAAAU